This is a messenger RNA of Suillus fuscotomentosus, 1239 nucleotides long. RefSeq lists its product as uncharacterized. Lineage: Eukaryota; Fungi; Basidiomycota; Agaricomycetes; Boletales; Suillaceae. The record is from RefSeq and is a predicted model, not a curated record. The coding region runs from base 1 to 1239 and encodes 412 amino acids. The transcript is spliced from 7 exons.
AUGGACAAGACGGUUGUUGGCGUAAAACGUGAUGAGAAACGUGAGGUUGAGCUGUUUGGCGAGCCACGAGAUCAAGGCUUCGUGAAGGGUGGACGUGAUCUGGACUUGGAGCGCGUCUUCAAACGCGACUCGUCGUCAGAAAUUGGGAUGACGCGAUCCUGCUGCGUCGGUUUCGUGAAUACGACUUCCAAACGCAUGACUAGCGUUCGGUUGAGCGUGGAACGUCGGAUGAGCAAGGAUCUCCCUCGUCCGUACUUCGACGAAGCUUGGCUUGCGAGAAAAUCAAUGUUCGAGACAAAGGUAAGCCUUCAGCUACAGGACUCAGGUAGUACUAGUAGUACUAGUGUUCCCUGCUUCACAGACCAAGACCGCGCGUCUGAUCCUUCUCGCAGAAUGACUCAUAUCGUUGGUCUCCUGCAACAGGCAAAAGAUGUCUUAAAUGGCAAUAAAGCCAGGCACAACUUUGCGACGUUAAAAAAGAACGCCAGACAGGCGUUUCCGUCGAUAACUCUCCCAAAAAGUAAUAGACGCAGCGAUGGAUUCGUCCCUCGAGCCCUCAAAGGCACGCUUGGUCCUGCAUUUGAGAAUAAACGACGACUCCGAUGGGGUCGGGUCUCCCUAAUCGAGGGCGCUGAAGUCGUCGUUGACGAAACAGGCAAGACUACCAUCGGAGAGGUGGUUUCAGCGGUCUUGCCGCUGCUCAACGAGAGCUGCUUGCUCCAGGAUAUCGAGCAUGACAUUGCUAUCCAGAUGUCCCAUGGGAGUAUCCCCUUGACACAGAGAGAAACUGCCCGCUCAGAUUCGAGGGAAUUCGAGGUGAGGGGGGAGUUAGUUGAUGGGCCCGUCCUCCUCAAAUCUUAUACCAAGCUAGUGGUGCACAAUGCCAUUGAGACAUCAGCGACGGACCAGUCCUCUUCGACCCCAUGGUUGGCGACGAAGAAGCGCGACUCGAUCAAACCAAAACCAACAGAUACGUCCUCGAAGUCCUCGGCAGGGUUGGCGACGUCCGAACUUGCCGACGACGAUGAGUACCACAAGGUGGUGAUCAUCGUCGACCAAUGGGUCGAUACUCACAAGCCCAGGUGGUCAAAAGCAUCUGUUUCAUGUAUUUCGGGUAAUGACCAAGCUUACAGCGAACCAUCCUAUCAACCGUUCGUCAGCGCAAACUGGAUGCUACAGACAGGGGCCAAACUUACCGAUAGCGACGUCAAGGGCGUGCUGUGCCGCCUCCACAUCUGA